This is a messenger RNA of Colletotrichum fioriniae, 6939 nucleotides long. RefSeq lists its product as uncharacterized. Lineage: Eukaryota; Fungi; Ascomycota; Sordariomycetes; Glomerellales; Glomerellaceae. Gene Ontology annotation, molecular function: phosphopantetheine binding; fatty acid synthase activity; oxidoreductase activity. The record is from RefSeq and is a predicted model, not a curated record. Gene Ontology annotation, biological process: secondary metabolite biosynthetic process; fatty acid biosynthetic process.
AUGGCCGAGCCUAUUGCCGUCAUUGGCCUGGAUGCCAAGCUCCCGUGCGAUGGAGAUAGCGUCGAGAAGUUCUUUGAUUUUCUGAUUGCUGGAAGAUCUGCGCGAGCUCCCGUUCCUGCAGAUCGCUACAACGCGGCAGCCUUCUGGCACCCCGACAAUCACAGAGAUGGAGUUAUCGGCGGAAAAGAAGGGCAUUUUAUGCAAGCUAAUGUGAAGGCGUUUGAUGCACCAUUCUUUGCCAUGACACCAGCAGAGGCUGCGAAUCUGGAUCCGCAGCAGCGAAUGCUGCUUGAAUGUGUCUACACAGCAAUGGAAAACUCUGGGUACACCAUGUCUGACAUGCAGGGCUCGCCCACUGGUGUCUAUGCGGGAGCGUUCAUGUGGGACUACCGAGAUCUCUUGAUCAAGGAUGUGGACACUCCCAUGACAUACACGGCGUGCGGGACCAUCGCCACCAUUCGCGCCGUUAUUCGCAAUACCGGGUGCAACCAUGAUGGUCAUUCUCCUGGUCUUACAGCACCUGCUAAGGAGGCUCAGGCUGAGAUUAUGCGAUUGACGUAUGAUCAAGCCAAGCUCGACCCCUCAGACACACGCUUCUUUGAGGCUCAUGGAACCGGUACGAAUGUUGGCGACCCAACAGAGGCUGCUGCCAUCAGUGAGAUGUUCACGGAGUAUCGCUCGGCGGAAGAGCCUCUGUACAUCGGCGCCCUGAAGAGCAACAUUGGACAUACUGAAGGCAACUCCGGCAUUGCGUCUUUCAUCAAGGGCGUCCUGUGCGUGGAGAGGGGUAUCAUCCCGGCGAAUGCAUGGUUCGAGGAAAGAAACCAAAAGAUCCCGGCCGAAUGGCAUCUUGAGUUUCCGACCACCUCGAUUCCCUGGCCCGAGACCAAGACGGGCGUUCGUCGAGUCUCGAUCAACUCUUUUGGAGUUUCCGGCACUAAUGCCCACGUUGUGCUAGAAGAUGCUCUCCAUUUCCUAAGGGAGCAUGGACACGUAGCACCCCACCGCACUAUUGAGGUACCUCGACUGCCAAUCACAAUUCCAAGCCAAGCACUUCCUGUCAUCAAUGGAACCCUAUUCCCUCCCCAGCUCUUUGUACUUAGCAGCCACGAUCAAGAUGGUAUCGCCCGACUCGCCGCAGCCUACGAGACUUACCUGCCGAACAUGACGGAGCCUCUUUACAAUCUCAGCUAUACUCUAGCAGCUAAGAGGUCUACCUUCAACUGGCGUACCGCAGUUGUCGCCAAUUCUUCAGUGGAAUUGAAACAUGCGCUAUCACAGGGCCCACGGGCCACUCGCAUUGUUUCCCAACCCGGCGUCGCCCUCGUAUUCACUGGUCAGGGAGCGCAGUGGGCUCAAAUGGGCAACGGUCUCAUGUGCUAUGAGCCUUAUAGAAUGAGUAUUGAGUGCGCUGAUGCGUAUAUGAAGACCUUAGGAUGCCAGUGGUCUGUCAUUGAGGAGCUUUCUAAGACACCUAACGAGUCUCUGAUCAGCGGCGCCGAGUUUUCGCAGACUUUAUGCACGGCUUUGCAGGUUGCUUUGGUUGAGCUUCUCCACGACUGGGGAUUAAGAGUUGAUGCUGUUGUCGGCCACUCUUCCGGUGAGAUCGCCGCUGCAUAUUGUGCAGGUGCCAUCUCUAGGGAGUGUGCUUGGCGUAUCGCACAUUGGCGAGGAAAACUCUCUGCCAGAUUGGCAAGCUCAGCAACGCACCCAAAGGGCACGAUGGCUGCAGUCGGAUUAAAUCUCGACAAGACCUUGGCGGCUAUUGACAGACUCAACCAACCCGGGUCUGAAUCUGCCGGAACGCUCACUGUCGCUUGUAUGAAUAGUAACACUAGCCAUACUGUGAGUGGUAGUGUUGCAGAGAUCGAGGCACUCAUCGACAAACUCAAAGAGGACAAGAUCUUUGCACGGAAGCUUCAGGUAGAGAUGGCAUACCACUCGAGAUUCCUGGAACCCAUUUCGCAAGAGUACGUCGAGUGUAUUGGAAAGAUACAGCCCCCGAGUUCCCGUACGAACAAUUUUUCCGAGGUGCUGUUCUUCUCGUCAGCAUACGGAACGCAGAUUCAACAUUACAAGUUGCAAGACGCGAACUACUGGACCAAGAAUUUAACCUCCCCAGUGCGGUUCAAUGAGUCAGUGACGGCUAUGCUUCAAACUUUGAAGAAUCUCAAGGGCGAUAGUAGUUCAUCCAAGCUCAUUACAGAUAUUAUUGAAGUUGGUCCUCAUUCCGCUUUGCGGGGCCCACUCCGACAAAUUGUUCAGGAUGUUGAGGUCGAGGGCGAUGUGAAGUAUCAUCACCUGCUCAAACGGGGCGAGUCUGACUUGGAGGUUCUCAUGGGAGCCAUUGGAUCAGUCUUCUCUCGCGGUGUUCAAGUUGACCUGCUCAAGGUCAACCACAUCCUCGACGUCCAGCCGUCAAUGAUGAUCGACCUCCCUCGGUACCCCUUCAACCACACGCGAGAGUAUUGGAACGAAUGCCGACUAAGCAGAAACUUCCGCUUCCGGCCGUAUCCUCGCCACGAGCUGCUCGGAGCGCCCGUCAACGAUUGGGAUGGAAAACAUGACGCCAUCUGGCGCAAUUGGAUCCGUCUGUCUGAAAAUCCAUGGGUGGAACACCAUACAAUCUCGGGAUCUGUGCUGUAUCCUGCAGCCGGUAUGCUUGUUAUGGCCAUUGAGGGCUGCAAGCAACUGUCGGAGCGUUCGAACCCAGGAAAGCCGAUCAAGGGCAUCCGGUUCCGUGAAGUCUCCUUUCAUUCGGCCCUGCAAGUUCCCGAGGGUGCUCUGGGCGUCGAGUCCCACCUAUACCUUCGCCCCGUGAAGCAGGCUGCCUUGGAGGCCAAGGCUUCAGUGUGGCGCGAAUUUCAGGUCUGCACAGCCCAGGACGACGACGAAUGGCGAGAACAUUGCUGCGGUCAAGUUCUCGUGGAAUACGAUGAGGCGGCUACGGCUGUUGAUGGAGGUCUCGAAGAGCGGGCUUUCAAGGCUCAUUGCGAAUCGAGAAUCGCUCAGAGUCAGCAGAACUUCACGAGUCACGUUUCGUCCGAAAAGAUCUACACAUCUUGGGAGAAUGUCGGCUUGGUCUUUGGCCCAACCUUUCAGACCAUUGAACAUGCCAUUGUCGACCAUGAAGCCGGUGUCACUCUGGCUAGAGUCAAACCUACGACGCCUCUCCUGAAGACUCUGAUGCCCCACGGCUAUCUGCAACCUCACUUGAUUCACCCUACGACGUUAGAUGGUGCACUUCAAGCAUGCCUGGUGCCACUCGUUUCCAACCCCUCCAAAAAGCAGAAGAAUGCUAUUGUUCUGUCUUUCAUGGAAGAACUUUGGGUUUCUACUUCUAAGCACUCGGAAGAUGGCUAUCUUGUAAUUGCAGAUUCCGACCCCCAUGGCCGCAAGAAGCAUCAGAUGUCCUGCACCGCUGUUGAUUCUGUCUCAAAAACGCCCAUGAUUCGAGUUUCGGGUUGUAUCGUGACAGAGAUCGAUGAAAACAACGACGACUCAAUCUCUAAGCAGGACCCUAGACACAAAGCAUGGAACAUUGAUUGGGCUCUUGAUCCUACUUUCCUCGAUACAGCACAAACGCAGAGUAUCUUCUCGGGGAAUGAUGGGUUCCAGAAGUUUCUCAGUGUCCUGGCUCACAAGGAUCCUUCGAUGAAGUUGCUUGAAAUUGGCAAUCAAGCUUCUUCCCUUACGGAAGACAUUCUGUCCACGUUGUCACAGCGUUAUGCGCAGUAUGACUUUGCCGAAACUUCAUCCACCUUAUUGGACGAAUCACAGAAGAAGACUUCAGACGAUUAUGUGCGAUAUAAGACUUUUGAUGUUACGGAGGACCCAAGUCCCCAGGGCUUCGAUGUGGCGUCAUAUGAUCUUUUGUUUGCACCGGUCGCUCUGAUACCCAAUGCAGACAUUGAUGGGUUCCUCAAAACGUGUCUCAGUCUUGUAAGACCUGGCGGUAAGCUCGUCUUGACGGCGGCAAGCAGUCCCAUCGUGGCAAGAAGCUGGGGCGAGUAUCUCGGCGAUACCGGGCUGGUUAGCAUCGAUGCUGUACUUUGUCAUCAAGGUUCAUCAGUCUUGGUGGCGAGCACCCCGGUAGAGAGUACCCCGUUGUUUCAUGGUGUUGAUGUAGAAUCGCUGUCUGGAAGCUACUACAUUGUAGGAGAUCUCUCUUCACCAGUCCAGCGCGACGUGGCUGAGGAGCUGGCAACCUAUUUGCAGUCAAAGGGCUUGUCGACCAAAACUGCUACUAUCCCAGAGUACAUUCAGCUCGCAGAAGCAGCACCCAAGGAGGAGAUUUGUCAAAGCACCUGUGUUGUACUUGCGGAGCUGGAAACGCCUUUGCUUGCUUCAGCCAACAACGAGAUCCUGAGGGCUAUGAAAGCCAUGAUUGCUGGAAAGCGUCUGCUAUGGGUCAACAAAGAGUUGUCCCCUGACACCGCUCUCAUCAACGGCUUUGCUGCGAGCAUCCGACUGGAGAAGCCUGAACUUCAGUUUGUCACUCUCACCUUUAAUCCCCAAGAGAGCAACGUCACUAUUUCAGACAGGAUCGCCAUUGUAGACGCGCACCUUUCGAGCAGCAAGGGUCCUGUGGAAACAAUGUACAAGAUUGCCGAUGGCCUAGUCACUAUUCCACGCCUUGUCGAGGUCUCCGCAAUCACUAAGCACAUCCAACAGGCUUCUACUGGCGAUACAUCUGAGCUUGCUUUUGGCGCGGAUCCGAGUCGACCACUACGACUUCAAAUCCAGACUGUUGGUCUCUUGAGUUCGCUCCAUUUCGCCAACGACCACCUUCACACUACUCCACUGGACGAUCUCGAGGUUGAGUUCAAAACUAUGGCUACUGCCGUCAACUUCAAGGACUUGGCCGUCAUGCUCGGAAAGAUCCAAGAAACGCCUGUAGGUCUUGAGGCCGCGGGAAUUGUCACCCGAGUAGGCUUAGGAGUCACACGCUUCAAGCCUGGCGAUCAUGUGUUUGGCUUCACUUUCAAUGGCGCAUUUUCCACAUACGGCAGAGGUGCUGAAGGCACCCUGGCCAAGGUGCCCGAAGACCAAUCCUUUGCUGAAGCUGCAGUUAUUCCCAUUGUGUAUACAACGGCACAUGCCUGUCUCUACGACAUUGGAGAACUAGAGAAACGGAUGACACGCGUCCAGAAGCCUAGCUUGCUAAUUCAUGCAGCGGCUGGAGGUGUUGGUCAAGCUGCUAUUCAGCUGGCUAAACGUGAGGGUAUCGAGAUCUUCGCAACAGUUGGCAGCAUCGAGAAGCGAGACUUUCUCGAGAAGACCUAUCUCAUACCUCGGGAUCACAUCUUCUCCAGCCGCGAUCUGACCUUCAAGGAUGGCAUUCAGAGAUUGACCGGAGGCCGAGGAGUCGACAUUGUCAUUAACAGUCUUUCCGGUGACACGCUUCGUGCCACCUGGGAGCUUGUGGCGCCGUUUGGAUGCUUCGCCGAGAUUGGUCUGGCGGACAUUGAGUCCAGAUCUCGCAUUUCUAUGGGUACCUUUGCCCGAGGCGUGAGAUUCGAGUCCCUCGAGUUGAAUUACAUGCGACAAACGGACCCAGAACGCCUAGAUGACCUUUUUGCACGCGCCAUGGAGAGUGUCAUUGGCCGUGAUCUCGAGCGUGUGACACCUGUCACGAAGUACCCCAUUUCCAAGAUUCAAGAUGCCAUGCGGUUCAUGCAGUCUGGCAAGCACAUUGGAAAGAUCCUCAUGGAGUACCAUGCCGAGGACUUGGUUCAAGUGGUUGAGCCAUGUAGAUCCCGUGCCCAAUUCGCCUCGGAUGCUACCUAUGUUGUCUCUGGUGGCUUUGGUGGUCUUGGCCUGGAGAUUAUCCGUUGGAUGGUCAGCCAGGGUGCGCGCAAUCUUGUUGUUACUUCACGAAAGGGACCUGUCGAUGCAACUGCCAAGGAUCUUAUCAGAAACCUCCAAAGCGAUGGCAUCAAGGUCGUCAGUCCUUGUUGUGAUAUUACCGACAAGAAGGGACUUGAGCAGGUCAUCGCUUCGGCUAUCUCUGAUUUGCCGCCAGUGCGUGGAUGCAUUCAAGCUUCUACGGUCCUCAGUGACAAUAUUUUCACUGAGAUGACCCUCGAGGAGUGGAAUGCAGCAGUCAACGUCAAGGUGGCGGGAAGUAGGAACUUGUGGGAAGUCCUUAUUGCCACCAAGAAUGACAAUUCAACACUUGACUUCUUUGUCAUGUUGUCAUCCCUCACCAGCGUCACUGGCAACAACGGCCAAGCUAAUUAUAGCGCGGGCAACUCGUAUCAAGACGCCAUGGCGCGCUUUUUGUCAUCUCAAGGCCACAAUGUAGCCGCCCUUGACGCACCAGUAUUGACUGAUGCUGGUAUGGUCGCUGCAAGACCAAUGCUGAGAGAGUAUCUUCUAUCGAUCGGCUGGGCCAGCAUGUCCGUGGAGGAUCUCAUCAAUGCGCUGGAUUACCACUGUCGCCCCAGAUCCAAGAGCACAGAGUUCAAGGUGCAGGAUGCUCAAGUCAUUCCCAGGCUCUGGCUGCCCAGAUACUCGGCGGAUGAUGGCGCUGAGCAGCCGACAUGGCAGCAUGAGCCUAUGUAUAACCACUUAGUUCUUCACGGCGCUCAUAGUGGUGGUUCAUUGUCCGGCAAGCAAAGUUCUGCAAAGCGCUCUGUUGGCGACCUGCUCGCUGCCGCCGAGUCCCUGGAGGAUGCCGAGCAAGCCGUACUAGAUGCUUUGCUAGGACAAUUGGCCAAGAUUCUCAGCUACGAGCUGGCAGAUCUUGAUUCCUCUAGGCCCUUGAAUACGUAUGGUGUAGAUUCUUUAGUAGCGGUAGAACUUCGAGUGUGGAUGGCCAAGGAGGUUGGUGCGGACAUUUCAGUGUUUGAGAUUACUAGCGGCCAGAGCAUUAGACAGCUUGCAGGAAAGGCCGCGUCUACUUCAAGGUUUCGGGACAAUACGAAGGGGAAGUAA